AUGACGACCAACAGACCCUUCUUCGGCAGCUUUCUGGCUGCCUUUCGCGCCCAGCCUAAUAUACAGAAAGCUGGCGCAUCACAAGCAAUAUCGGCGGCGUCCUACUCACACACAACUGCACCAACCCAGAUACAGAACUACGAACCAUCAAACACCACACGCACCAUCACCACCAAGACACGAUCACCUUCACCUGGCGCGACGACAACAGUGGUGCAGACCACGGGCCAAUUCCAGCCCACCAGGCAACACGCGGCACCCUACCACCGCUCCACAUCGCCAACCCACACAAAGGCGUUCCCCAUACCGGGUGCAUCGCAAAGGAGUAGAAGAGGGUCUGACAGCUCAUCAGACGGCUUCAAUGAGAUCAUGGGUACUGAAAAGUGGUACAUAGGCGGUCGAACAGCAACUGGCGAGGAGAAGUUCUACAAGCUUGGCAUGGUGAAGCGUCGCCGAAGCGCAGAUCGCUUGAGCGUGGAUAAACUCAGUAUAUAA
Molecule: messenger RNA, 495 nt
Organism: Ascochyta rabiei
Lineage: Eukaryota; Fungi; Ascomycota; Dothideomycetes; Pleosporales; Didymellaceae
Exons: 1
Coding region: 1-495 (164 amino acids)
Source: RefSeq, a predicted model, not a curated record